GGGUUGGGGGGGCGGUCACGUGAUGCGCUGCGCCGGAAGGAGAAUGGCGGCGCCGGCGCUGGGCGCGCUGCUGCUGCUGCUGGGGGCGGCGGCGGUCGGCGGACGGGAGGUGUCAAUGCAGUACAACCCCGGCUGGAACGGUUCCUCAGUCAACGUUCUGCACGUGCGGGCGGUGGGGCGCAGCGACUCGCUGCACUACGUGUGGAGCAGCAUCGGGGCCCCGUCGGUGCUGCUGGUGGCCACACGCAGCCCCAGCAGCGCCCUGUCCAUCGACUGGAGCCGCCUGCUGUCCCCUGCGCCCGCCGGCGCCGUGUGGAUCGAGCCGCCCGGCAGCGUGGUGUAUGCAGCUGCUAUUGUCUUCACCAAGCUGUUUGAGUACAGCAAGGCCGAUGCAUCGGAGGUUUUCUACCCCACGUACGAUCUGUCAGACUUCUCCUGGGACAGCAUCAACCGGACCGUGAACCACACCGCGCUGACGGCCGAACUUCGGGGCGUCCCCACCUCCGACCCCAGCGGCAGCUUCUCCAACGGCAGCCUGGCGUUCCGGGUGACGGCUUACGGAAGCGGCGGGCGCGACAGGGCCCUGCCCGGCCUCCUGCACACGGCCAACAGCUCCAAAGUGGAGUUCGUCCUGACUGGGGCGGCCCCGCGGGGCAACGGCUCGCGCUUUGUGCUGGAGGUGGCCACGGUGGAGGAGAGAGGGGCGGCAUCCAGGCUGCGCUCGGUGCGCUCCAUCGACGACGAAUACACCCCCACCAUCUUUGAGACGCUCUCCCUGGUAGCGGAGUCGCAGAACGACAGCUCUGCGCUCAGCUUCCUGCAGUGGAAGGCGACGGCGUACGGCUCGCAGCACCCAACGCGCGGGGACGGCAUCCAGUGCCACGCAGGAGGGCUGCGUGCUGCCGGCGGGGCCCGGCCCCGCUCCGCCGUCGUCCGCGCCUACUUUGGGGAUGGAGCGGGCAGCGCCUACGGCGUCAGCGCCAUCAACGUCUCCUUCGGCGGGGAGGACGGCGGCGCCUACCGGGAGAAGCGCUACCUGAGCUGGUCUGCACUGCUGGGCUUCGGGCCGCCACCUGAGGACACUUUUUCUCCCCUCAUCAUCUCCAUCGUGGCCGCAGCGCUGGGCGCUCCGCUGCUUCUGCUCCUGCUGGGUGCUGCCGUGCUGCUCUGCGCCAGGAGGAGACGCUACAGCGAGUACGAGCCCAUCAACUGAGCGGUGCUGCUCGUCCCGGGGAGCGAUCACGGCUGCUGCCAUCUUCACUUCUCGGGGGGCACGGGGCAAGGUGGGCACUGGGCCCGCCGCCAUGCUGCCGUGCCACGCUCUGUCCUGCUGCCUGCGCUGACGACGGUGCUUCCUUUCUUUCUGAUGCACAACUGCCAGGGGCUGACGGGGCAGUGGGUCCGGGUGAUCCCCGUCAUCCUCCUCCUGUGGGCGGGCACCUCGUGCUGCCUGCCUUCGCUAAGGCUGCUGCUACAGGAGUCAGCUCAGGACUGUCCUGAUGGAGACAUCAAGAGACCCUGGGUCACAGCAGGAGCUGCUGCCCUUCCACUUGCAGUGAUGGUUGGUGGCAGUGCUGCCACACUUCCGUGUCCUCAACCACUGACUCAUCUUUGACCAAAUAAAAGGGAUUUCUAAGA
Messenger RNA from Phasianus colchicus (ring-necked pheasant), 1638 nucleotides. It is a transcript of the gene GLMP, whose product is annotated as glycosylated lysosomal membrane protein. Lineage: Eukaryota; Metazoa; Chordata; Aves; Galliformes; Phasianidae. The record is from RefSeq and is a predicted model, not a curated record. Gene Ontology annotation, cellular component: lysosome.